UCCUUAGUCACUUUCUCAAUCUGCUCACUCAUUCAGGCGCCCAGCAGAAGCCCCUUCUGUCUGGCUGUUGGACACAACUAGGAAAAGUUCCCUGGGAUUCACACUACAUCAAUAAAGAAGAAUGGAAGGUUACUUAGCAUCAGUAUCACUGGGAGAAGAGUCCACUCAAAUGUGGAGCCUCAACAAACGUCUGGAAGCCUAUCUGUCCAGAGUCAAAGCCCUGGAAGAGGAGAAUGAGUUGCUCAGAAAAGAAAUCCACAGUUUAAGGAGUAGUAAGUCUGAAAGAUGCUGGAAGAAGAAGCAUCACGAAGAGAUGAUGAAGCUGAGGGAUGCUCUGGAUGAUGGCCACAGAGAUAUGGUCCAAGCAGAAAUGGUAAGAGACAGCAUAUAUGAAGAGAUCGAGUUUAUAAAGCAAAGGUGUCUGGAAGAGAAGCAAGCAAGGGAAGAUGCAAAGAAAGAACUGUCUGAGAGUAAGAAAUUGUUGGAAGAAGAGACAAGAGCACAGAUCUGGUUGAAAGAAAGACUUGGCCAGCUUGAGGCAGAGUUGGAGGACAUCCUCAGAGACCAUGAAGAAGAAAAAGCAUUGAUGGAGGAAGAGAUUGCAAGCUUCUCCCAAAGACUGGAGAACUUCAGGGUCGCUCCCAUAGCCUUUAAACCCGUGGAGGUUGAAGACUAUGCCAGGAAACUCUCAGAGAUCUGGCAAGGGGCCGUGGAGGAGUACAAGAGUGAACUGUCAGUGUUGGAAGCCGGUUUGUCCGAAUCUAAGGAGAACCUGAGAAAGGUGCUGGAUGAAAACAAACAGAACCGGCUUCUGCUGCAAAGCCUGGAUAAAGAAUUAGUGAGUCUCAAGAUGAGGAAGGAGGCUCUGGAGGACCUUCUCUCCAAGCAGUGGCAGGAACAGAAGGAAGAGGAAGAAAAGCUGCAGCUUGAGGCUGAAGCUUUGGAACAGGAGAAACAGGACCUUAGAGCUCAGAUUGCUGAAGUUCUAGAGGACAGACAGCAGCUUAUGCACCUUAAGAUGUCCCUCAGCCUGGAGGUGGCCACAUACAGGUCACUUCUAGAGGCAGAGAAUACAAGGAUAGACAUCGAUUACAGAGGAUCUAGCACCUUUAAUGAUUCCAUGUUGGAACAUAAUAAUUUCAGAAGAAGACCAUUGGAAGAUACAAGGAAAGCUGUUUCCAGGAAUCACAGACAAAGUUACAGCAAAAAACAGAUUGGUGACAAAAAUGAACUGCAAAGACCAUCUCUAAACAAUUUCUUGACUGUGAAAAGUUCUGCGGCUCCAGUAAGGACAAGUCCUGUUACCAAAGAGUUUCAGAAAGUUAGCUCUGUUCUUCAGACUCAAGGUCUAAAAUACACCAAACCACCUCAGGUCAAGGAAGUUCAGACAGUAGCAACAGUUAAAAGCAAUUUAGAAACACGCACCUUUACUGGUGAUGCUUUCAGGAGAGCUCAAACGGAAACACGCUCCCACACAUAUUCCCAGAGCUUGCAUAAAACAACAGAUGAACAGAUUGUUAAAAAAGAUGCUGUGGGACUGAAUGAUUCGAAUAGGAACACUAGUAUUAAAGAAGAAAAGGAAAUUAAGAAAACUAGUGUUGUGGAUCAUAUCGAGAGUAAACCAGUAACAUCAACUCAACAUAAAGUUCUAGAAAUAGAUCCUUUAGAGUCUGCUUUGAAGUCAUUGGAGGAAGAUCUCAGCAGCGUGACUUAUACUUUUGAUGCAGGUCAAGAUUUAAAUUUAAAGGCAAUAAAAGAAGAACCAAUACAUUUGGAGAAUCUACAAAAUGAAUAUGCUUCUGAAAUAGAAUACCCAGGUAUUAAUGCUGAAGCAGACCCAAUCAAAGAGAUUAUUAGUGAAUCUAUUAGCUACCAGAGAGUGCAUUUUGAAAAACAAGAAUUAUCCAACUUGCUGAAAAUGGAAAGUACAUAUGAGGAAAAUGUCCAAGAAGUCACCCAAGAGUUUGAUUCCAAUGAACAGGAUGAACACGAUAAAGCAAAUACUCCAGAAAAUAAUGAACCUGAUGUCCAACAAGACAGGACAAUUGAGUCUUAUGAAAUCAAAGAAUCAAAAAUAGUUUCAGACAAAGUUGAAGAAGUUGAAACCAUAAGCAAAAACCUUAAUGGUUUUUUGGAGAAGGAAUAUAUACCCAUUUCCAAAGAUGAUUUUACCGAAUCUACAAGCCACCAAGAAAAUUAUUCUGAGAACUCCCAGUCCUUUGAUAGCAAACAUUUUGAGGACAAGUCAACUGAUAAUGAACUCAUCACAAACUUGAAAAGUAACACUGAAGAACAUAUCUUCCAGUCCAAUCAAGAACAUUUGGAGAAUGUGGAAUUUAGCAGUGUAGUAUCAGACACUGUAAAGAUAAUGUAUUCACAAGAUAAUAAUGGUGAUGGGGAUCAUGUUCAAAUGGCUGCUGAUGAAAAUAUUUUAAAUCAGUCAACAGAUAUCAAUCAGUUACUAUUGGAUGAACACAGUCAUCAUAAAGAACCUAAGACUUCAGAGUUUAUUGAUGUGGAACACAACAAUACAGGACUAGAGCAAGGAGAAGAUGACAAGUCAAGUGAAAUCCCAGUGGAAAUCAAUGAGAAUGUUAGUGUUGAAGAAAUUAUUCACCAGAUAAGUGAUGUUGAAGAUGAUACUAAACAAACAUUUGCGGAUGAAGGGAAUAGUAGAUCACAGAUAACCCAGAAAGAACAGGAGAGUACUGUUGAUUUGGAUGGUCCAGGUUAUGCACAGGAAGAAGAAAGCCAACUUGCAAAAGAUGAAGUUAACAUAAGUGAGCAAAUUGAAAAGGAUUUUGACAUUGAAGAAGUUGAUCAUCAAGUUGUAGAUAUUAUGCAGGAAGUGAAGCAGUCAUUUCAAAAGGAAGUUGGCCAGCUAAGUAAUAUUGAGCAGGAGGUAGAUUAUUUGCAUAAUGAAGAUGAAGACAGUCUUCAGAACAAUUAUGACGAGCUCCAGAGGCUUGAAUCAAGUGAUCUGGAAGAGAAUACUGUUGAUUUGGAAAGUCCAGGUUAUGCACAGGAAGAAGAUAGCCAACUUGCAAAAGAUAAUGUGGACAUAAGUGAGCAAGUUGAAAAGGAUUUUGACAUUGAAGAGGUUGAUCAUCAAGUUGUAGAUUUUAUGCAAGAAGUGAAGCAGUCAUUUCAAAAGGAAGUUGACCAGCUAAGUAAUAUUGAUCAGGAAGUAGAUAUUUUGCAUAAUGAAGAUGAAGACAGUCUUCAGAACAAUUAUGACGAGCCCCAGAGGCUUGAAUCAAGUGAUCUGGAAGAAAAUAAAAACUUGAAAGAGGAAAAUCAACUCUUUAAAGAUGAAGGAAAUCAGAAAUUUGGUGUGACGGAUAUUAAAGAGUUUAGGCAAGAAGGUUAUGAAGUUGAAGAGUUUUGUCAAGAGACUAUUGACCAUCAGGUUUCAGCUCAAUUGCUGUGUGAAUCUGAUAUCAAUCAGGAUAAACUGGGUAUGCAAGAUGAGGAAGAACAAAAUAACCCUGAAACAGAGCAGGAAAGUGAUCAACAAUAUAUCAGAUCAGAUGAGGAUACUAAAUUAAGUCAAGAAGAAUGUGAUGUUGUUUGUAAACUAGAGACCAUGUCAGACAUGUCAGAAUAUAUUGGACAACAGGAGGAUUUAGACAAAGAAGAAAUUGAUUAUCCUCCUAAUGAACAAGAUAAUAAUGAUUUGUUGGAAAAGAAAGAAGUAAUCUUGCAUCAUGCAGAUGAUCAAAGCUCAGUUAAUGAUGAUGAACUUACAAUUGAUGAGAAGCUAGGUGAAAGAAUUGCUGAUAUUGAACUUGCUACGAUUGAUGUUAAUGAAAGCUUGGCUGCAAAUAAAGAACACGGUGAUCUCUUUACAGAUGAAUAUGCUGCUGAUGAUAAUGUAGGUAUUCAGGAUGAUGAUAGUGGUCAAUAUCAAAUUAAAGAAGACUUUGAAGAUGGAAACAAUAUCCUAGAAAAUGUGGAGAUUCAACAAAACUUAUUACUUAACCAAGAAAUUUCUGAGAGGGUAGAUGUGGAUGAAGAUAUUUCAGGAGAAGCAGAAAAUGAGUCAGUUCAAAUGAAUGAUGUUGUAGAUUUGAUGUCUGAAACAAAAGUUAUGGGAGAUGAGCAAGUCAGUUCAAUGGAAACAAUGGAGGAUACCAAAGAUAAUGGUGGACAGCUCUGCUUAGAAAAAGAGAAUGAAACAGAAUAUAUUGAAGUCACAGAUAGUCUGCAGUUUGCUACAGAUCUUUCACAUGAUGAGGGUAGAGAACUGACUGUGGAGCAAUGUAGUGCAAAUCUACAGCUUUGUGAGAACCCUACCGAGACACUAAUCGCUCAUCAUAUAGAAUAUGAAACUGUGGCAGACCCUGAUCAAGAAUCACCGGAAGUGCAAGAAACUGAGAAUAACCCCUUCAAACCAGCAGAGAGCAAGAUAGAAAAUGAGAAUUCCGAAUCUGAAGAAUCUAUUGAUUCACAGGAGAUCUCACUGUACUCCCAUAAAAGUGAAGAAUCUGAAAUUAGUAAAGAUUAUCAGUUAGAGCAAACCUUGCCAGAUGCAACACCAUUACCCAACCUAGAAGAUGAAUUUGAAGAUUUAACUGAACAACCAGAUUCUAAAAUUGAUGAAGAACAUCAAAACAAUGAUGAAUCUGGAGCAUCUACUUUUACAACUUCAGUUAAUGUAGAUAAGGAAAGAGACAUUAGUGAGUCAGUUUCUAAAGAUGAAGAAUCCAAUCAAGAAGAAUUUGGGGAUGUACUGGGUGUUGAUAAAACAUCGCAAGUGGAAGUCACUUCCCUUUCGGGUUUAGCCCAGGAACCAUGUUAUUUAGGAGAUAAUGAGGAGUCAGAAGAUUCAGAGGAAAAUGCUGAAAUUCUGAAUGAAAACCCAUGCGAUGGUCUAGUUGACUUUAUGGUCUCAGAAAUGUCAGAAACAAAUAUCAUCAUAGCUGAAAAGGUGACAGAGCAAACAGAAAUAACACUUGAGUUUGAUGGUGAAACCAACAAACUUACCGGAAAUAUUAAUGUAAGUGAAAAGGAAACUUAUGAGUAUGAAAGCCAUGAAGAGAAUAUAGAAUUUACAAAUGACCCAGAUAAAAACUUACUGGAAGGUGAGAACCAGUCAAUAAGCCCAGCAAAUGACAGUGUAGAUGAGAAUCAAUCAGAAGAUAGUGUAAUCUCAGACAAUGAAGGCACAGCUUCUUCAUAUGAGGAGUCACCAAAUGCAACAGCAAUCGGUCAUGUUGUGGCAUUGGAAGAAAACAGUAUUAGCACGACUCAACAAAGUUCUACUGAUAUACAACUUGUAACUUCUGAAGCCUAUGAAAUAACUUCAUCACAAAACGUGGAAGACAACACACAAGAGACUGAAAAAGAAUUUCCUUCAGGAGUGCCUUUAGUAUCAAGUACAUCUGAACAGGAAGAUUCCAAAUCUGAAGAUGAAGAGUUAGAUGAUGAGGGGAGUGAGUUUUCUUUUGAUGGAAAUGAUGAGAAGGUAAAUGGAGUGCACAAAGAAGUCAGUGAACAUAAUGAAACAGAGGAUAUGUUAAAUGGACAUACGGAAAAUGGCUAUAGUAAAAUAGUAUUAAGCAAAAAGAGCUUUGAGAUGGAAAGUGAAGUUUUAGAUGCACAAGAUAUUCCAGAAGAUUCCAUUAUUAAAUAUGCCAUGUCAGAGGCGAAAAGUGAAGGCCUCUUCCAGUCUUUGCUCGAAACCUCGGAACCAAAAGAUGGCAGCAGAACAGAAGAAGUCCUCUUAUUUGCUGAAAGUAAGAAGGUCAUCAUUAGUUCUGAAUAUCUGGAAUCUUCUCAAGAAGACAGACUUACCAUGCUAGUACAAAACCCAUACCUUGAUAAAACUAACAAGGAGGAAGCUAAGACUAUUGCAGAGUCCUAUUUAGUAGACGAAGAAUUACUUGUUUCAUCCAAUCAAGAAAUGAAUAAUGACAAACAUGAAGGAGUUUUGGUUACAAAGAGUCUGCAAGACGAUGAAGAUUCCUGGUCAUCUGAUGAUUAAGUGACACGUCUCAAUGUACUGUAUCAGUGUUAAUAUGAAGACUUAAAUUUGAAUCACCACCUUCACUGCAGCAACAGUGAAAUUGGAUCCCACAACAAGUUUGGAAGUUUUCCCAGAUGAGAGUCACAUAAUUGGAAGGAAUUUGAUACAUUUGCAUUUGUGAUGUCUAUUUUAAUAGGCUUCUUGAAAUUACCUGGUGUUUUAUGCAUUUCCAAAGCAUAAGGAUGGGUUUUUUUGGAUGGUCCAGGGCAAUGUAAAACAUGUCUACUUUAAAGGGGAUUUUAGUUAUAUAAUGCAUUUUUAUCGCCAAUACCCUAUAUUUUAUAUUUUAAAAAAUAGCCCAAAAUGCAAGAACCAUCAACACAUUAGAUUUUUUUGAUACAUCUAAAGGCUGAAGUGUGAAAUGCAGUGCAUCCUACCCAUAAUUACCUUUAUCAUUUUUAUUCUCUUGCUCAGAAUCUUGAAUGGUACAUUCUUCCGAUUUUAUAUGAUCAAUCACUAGCAUGCAAUUUAUAUUUUUGAUAUAUUAUGAUUUAGGCAUAAUUUUCAUAUACUCAUUGUAAUGGAA
This is a messenger RNA of Xenopus laevis (African clawed frog), 6554 nucleotides long. RefSeq names its product nestin L homeolog (gene nes.L). The coding region runs from base 122 to 5986 and encodes 1954 amino acids. Gene Ontology annotation, cellular component: intermediate filament. NCBI's taxonomy places the organism in Eukaryota, Metazoa, Chordata, Amphibia, Anura, Pipidae. The transcript has 4 exons. The record is from RefSeq and is a predicted model, not a curated record. Gene Ontology annotation, molecular function: intermediate filament binding; CCR5 chemokine receptor binding; structural molecule activity. Gene Ontology annotation, biological process: positive regulation of intermediate filament depolymerization.